AUGGGGCUCCUGGGUGGAAUCACAACAGCUCUCUAUGCGUCGAGCGUCCUCGCUGGGCAGGAUGUUUCGGCUAAUGACAUCUUGAAAUAUGUCGAUCCUUUGAUUGGCACUUCAAAUGGAGGACAUGUUUUCGCAGGAGCCACUUUGCCAUUUGGAAUGGCCAAAGCUGUCGCAGACACAAAAGGCGAGAACCAGGCAGGCUUUGCUUUUGAUACAGAAGUCGUCACCGGGUUCUCGCAUAUGCAUGAUGAUGGGACUGGCGGCUCGCCAUCAAUGGGAAACUUUCCUAUAUUCGCCCAAGCCAAUUGCCCGCAUGAUGAUAUCAAACAAUGCAAGUGGCAGCAGGAUGAUAGAGCGUCUAUUUGGGACAAGGAGUCUCCAAAAGCUCGCCCUGGAUAUUUUGGCAUAUCAUUGGCGAAUGGCGUUCGUGCGGAAAUGACAACGACAAAUCGAUCUGCUUUGUAUCGCUUCACCUUCACUGACACCAGUGAACCACUCAGUCCAGUCAUUCUUCUGGACUUGAUGGAUUUGCCCCAGUCACGAUCAAAUGGAAGUGCUGGUGUUGAUCCAAAGACCGGGCGUCUUACAGGAAGUGGUGUCUUCUCUCCUAGCUUCGGUAUUGGCACCUACAAGUCCUAUGCCUGUGUGGAUUUCAAAGGAGCAGAGCUUCGCGAUACAGGAAGCUGGGCGAACAAGACAGUCAACACCGCCCAAAAUAUAUUGGAACUUGGGUCUAACACAGAUUCUGCACUCUCAGCCGGUACAUUUGCCAGAUUUAACGCUCCCAAAGAUGGCAGCAUUCUUGCUCGUGUUGGAGUCAGCUUCAUUAGUGUCCAACAAGCAUGCUCUAAUGCCGAGCGAGAACAACCUGACUUCGAUUUCGAAGGCACCGUUUCUGCAGCUGAGUCCGCUUGGCAAAAGAAGCUGAAUGUCGUCUCUGUGGAUGCCACUGGGGUUUCCUCGGACUUGCAAAAGGUGUUCUGGAGUGGAGCAUACCGAACAUUGAUCAGUCCCCAGGACUAUACCGGCGAAAACCCUCUCUGGAAAAGUGAUGAGCCGUAUUAUGACAGCUUCUAUUGCAUCUGGGACUCUUUUCGCAGCAUCCAUCCACUGCUAACUUUGAUUGAUCCUAAGUCGCAAUCACUCAUGAUCCGGAGUUUGAUCGACACCUACAGACAUGAGGGAUAUUUACCUGACUGUCGCAUGUCGCUCUGCAAAGGCUUCACACAAGGCGGCUCUAAUGCGGAUGUCGUCAUAGCCGAUGGGUAUUUGAAAAAGGUUCCAGGUAUUGAUUGGGAUACUGCCUAUGAGGCUGUUGUCAAAGACGCAGAGGUAGAAGCCCCGAACUGGGACGUUGAAGGCCGAGGUGGUCUUCACAGCUGGAAAAACCUAGGUUAUAUUCCAUAUCAAGAUUCUGAUCCCUAUGGUAAAGGAACACACACUCGGAGUGUUUCACGGACCGUGGAAUAUGCCUAUAACGACUUCUGCAUCGCUGAAAUGGCGCAGGGCAUGGGUCACAAGGCCGACUAUGAGAAAUACACGAAGCGAUCAGGCAAUUGGGCCCAUGUGUUCAAAGCAGACCAAAAAUCAAGUAUUAAGGGUGUCGACACUGGUUUCACUGGGUACCUGCAGCCUCGGUUUAUGAAUGGCUCAUGGGCCUACCAAGACCCGAUAUUUUGCAGUCCACUUUUGAACUUUGACUCGUGUUAUCUCAAUCCCGAUGGCCAUGAGACGUAUGAGGGCAGUGCAUGGAUGUACACGUUCUACGCACCCCACGAUAUGGGCUCUCUGAUCAAGACUCUUGGCGGCGCCGAGUCCUUCGCCUCUCGACUGAGCUAUCUCCACGAUUCCGGACUGCUCUACGUAGGUGACGAGCAGGCCUUCCUGCCCGUUUUCCAAUUCCACUACGCCGGACGCCCAGGCCUCUCAGCAAAGCAAAGCCAUUCCUACAUCCCAUCACAGUUCAACACAACCGUCAAUGGCAUCGCCGGAAACGACGACAGCGGAGCCAUGGGCUCUUUCAUCGCUCUCAGCAUGAUGGAAGUCAGCAUUCGCAACGACCUCACUGGAAAGGUUGCCACUAUCCGGAACAUCAAUUUCGAUCCUACUUACAAGUCUAUCUACAUCCAGAGCGCUACAUGGAAUGGCAAGCCCUGGACGAAGAACUGGCUCACUCAUGACUUCUUCACCGAAGGUGGUGUACUUGAGCUUGAGUUGGGUCCUAAAGAGAGCCCGUGGGGUACCCGCGUGGAAGAUCUUCCUCCUAGUAUGAGUGACUAUGAGUGA
Molecule: messenger RNA, 2286 nt
Organism: Penicillium soppii
Lineage: Eukaryota; Fungi; Ascomycota; Eurotiomycetes; Eurotiales; Aspergillaceae
Product: glycoside hydrolase family 92 protein
Exons: 7
Coding region: 1-2286 (761 amino acids)
Biological process (GO): protein quality control for misfolded or incompletely synthesized proteins; carbohydrate metabolic process; protein deglycosylation
Cellular component (GO): cytosol; nucleus
Molecular function (GO): peptide-N4-(N-acetyl-beta-glucosaminyl)asparagine amidase activity; carbohydrate binding
Source: RefSeq, a predicted model, not a curated record